AUGUCGGGUAUACUGCCACCUCAGCUCGGAAACCUUUCAAACUUGCGACACCUUGACCUCGGUUACAUGCAAGAUAUACACAUAUCAGAUAUCUCAUGGUUAACUCAUCUCCAUUUCCUGGAAUAUGUUGACAUGAGUUAUAUGAAUCUGAGCAGCGCGGAUAUGUUUCUCGUGGCCAACACAAUCCCAUCUCUGAAAGCCCUUAUUCUUGUCAACUGCUCACUUCCAAAUGCAAACCAGUCGCUUACGCAUGUAAACCUCACAAAACUAGAGCAGCUUGAUCUCUCCAGUAAUUAUUUGGGCCACCGAAUUGAAACAUGUUGGUUCUGGAACCUAACAAGCAUCAAGGAACUAACACUCGAUUCAACCUAUCUUUAUGGUCCAUUCCCUGAUGUGCUAGGAGGUAUGAUUUCUCUCCAGCGGCUGGAAUUUACCAACAACGGUAAUUCAGCCACAAUGACAGUGGACUUGAAAAAUCUAUGUGAUCUAGAGAGCCUAAACCUCGAUGGGAGUCUUGCGUUUGCGGACCUAACAGACUUCGUGAUGAAACUGCCACAAUGUUCAUCCAACAAAUUGCGGUUCUUGAGCUCAAAUCACAACAAUAUGGCAGGAAUGCUGCCAGAUAGGGUGGGGCACUUCACCAGCUUGAAGUACCUUCACCUUUAUAAUAACAGCAUUACUGGAGCUAUACCAACUAGGUUAGUGAAUUGUACUAUUUUGCAUUCACUCGCUCUCGGUUUGAACCAACUAAGUGGCCAGAUACCAACAUUGCCGAGAAGCCUCAGUGAAGUGGACCUGUCCAUGAACAGCUUGUCAGGACCUUUGCCAUCAGAUUUUGGAGCUCCAUACCUUACAGUACUAAGUCUAUCCUCCAAUUACAUCACUGGUUACGUUCCUAGAUCUAUCUGUGAGUUGCAAAACCUAAUUUUCUUGGAUUUGUCCCAGAAUAGGUUUGCGGGAGAAUUUCCCAGGUGUUCUUCGAUGCCAAACUUGGCAUUCCUGCACUUAAGUAACAAUAGCUUCUCCGGGAGUUUUCCUCCAUUGCUCCAAAACUGUGCAAACUUGUUUUCCCUUGAUCUUGCAAUGAACGAGUUCGAUGGAGCACUACCAGUAUGGAUCGGAGACCUAGUGAACUUGCGGUUUCUGCAGCUAAACCAUAAAAUGUUCUAUGGGCAUAUUCCAGCUAACAUCACAAGUCUUGUACUACUUCAACUAUUCAGUUUGGCGAGCAAUAAUAUAUCAGGAUCAAUUCCGUCGUCCUUGUCUAAAUUAAUAGCUAUGACCCUGAAACAUCCGCCGAGACUUGAAUCAAUGUUGUUUAAAGGCACUCACGCGGUGGAUAUUUUGUCCGUUGUGAUGAUGAAGCAGCAAGAGCUUAAGUUCAGGGGUGAUGCAGUUAUUAACAUGGUAAGCAUUGAUUUGUCACUCAACCACUUGACCGGUGAAAUUCCAGAUGAGAUAACUUCUCUGAACGGACUGUUGAGUUUGAAUUUAUCAUGGAAUCACCUGAGCCACAAAAUCCCUGUGAAGAUUGGGGAUAUGAAAUCACUGGAAUCACUCGACUUGUCAAGGAACAAUAUCUCUGGUGAAAUCCCAACAAGCCUCUCAGAUUUGACAUAUUUAAGCUCCUUGGACUUGUCAUACAACAAUCUUGCAGGAAGAAUUCCAACAGGCCGUCAACUGGACACUCUGUAUGCAGAAGAUCCGUCAAUGUAUGAUGGCAACAGUCGCCUUUGUGGGCCUCAUCUUCAAAGGAAUUGCUCAGGCAACAGUCCACUGGAGCGUAGGAAUCAGCAGAGAAGUGAAAAUGCUUAUGACCCAGUGAUGUUCUUCUACAUUGGGCUAACGUCCGGGUUUGUGGUCGGGCUCUGGCUUGUGUUCUGUGCUCUACUGUUCAAAAGGGCGUGGCGACAUGCCUAUUUUCGCCUCUUCGACAAGCUAUGUCACAAGGUGUACGUGUUUGUUGUUGUUAUUUGGGGCCGGAUAAACACCAAGGCGACUGCAAGUUGA
Messenger RNA from Triticum turgidum subsp. durum (durum wheat), 2010 nucleotides. NCBI's taxonomy places the organism in Eukaryota, Viridiplantae, Streptophyta, Magnoliopsida, Poales, Poaceae. The record is from the annotation of a GenBank genome assembly.